Messenger RNA from Diachasma alloeum, 1495 nucleotides. It is a transcript of the gene Syx18, whose product is annotated as syntaxin-18. Bases 464 to 1417 code for a protein of 317 amino acids. The transcript has a single exon. Lineage: Eukaryota; Metazoa; Arthropoda; Insecta; Hymenoptera; Braconidae. Gene Ontology annotation, biological process: retrograde vesicle-mediated transport, Golgi to endoplasmic reticulum. The record is from RefSeq and is a predicted model, not a curated record. Gene Ontology annotation, cellular component: endoplasmic reticulum; SNARE complex.
CCCAAUAAACUGUCACAUUCCCAGUCAUUCCCAAAAAAACAUCUGUUGAUUCAGUAAACCUCUCGCUGAAAAAUCUCAACCGAACUUUAUUACCAAAAACACGUAAAGAAUACUCUCCAACAGUAUUUCUCCACCAACAACCGCGGAAUUCUCCCAAACCCCCAUAAGCAAUGAAAAACCGUGGGACACAUAACCCCCAGUGACAACUGAGUGCUCCGUAAACACUGGAGGAAACAAUUCAAACCAAAUAUUGAAAUAAAUUAUCGAAAAUAAAAAGAAUGAAUAAUUGCUAAUUGAAGACUACCAACUCCCAAAAAGGCAACAAUUAACAGUAUUUAAUAACAAAAUAAUGAAUAUUACUGACGAGAAGUUGAAGUUUUCGCGUUGAAAAAAAUCUGAAUUAAUUCGGUGAUCCCAAAACCCCAAAAGUCCUGAAAAAAAAUCGACGAAUAAUUGAUGAAUAAUGGAUGUGAGUACAUUGUUCCGAGCAUGUGUGAAGACAGUGAGCCUCCGGAAGGAGGCUUUCUCGGAGGAGAUUCCCAGGCCGUCGUCCCGAAGACAAAAGCAAGAGUCGUUGUUCCGAGCGAAGACGAAGUCCCUCGUAGCGCAAAUCUCGCAGCUGCAGGAGUUUUUGCUGGAGAACAGAGCAGCUUACCUGAACCUAUCGAGGCACUUGGCCCUGAGUAACGGUAUGACGGACGCAGAGCGAGACGAGAUAGACAGCGGGGCGCAGGGGAUAAUGACGACGUGCUCUGGCCUGAUAAAAGACCUGGAGCGAGAGACGGCGCAGAUGGAGAUGAGCCACCAGAACCGCGAGCACCGGCUGACGAUGCUGGACCUGAUAAAGCACUACCUGGAGAAGGUCUGCAAGAUCUACUCGGAGCAGAGGGCGAUCCGCUACAAGAAGAUGAUGGAGUUGAAGAAGCUGUCGAAGCUGGAGCUGGAGACGACCUCCGAGGGCCUGCUGCAGCCCCAGAGGAAGGAAGUGGAGGCUGAGAAGAGGGACACCUCACCCUCCGCAGGGUCGAGUCCCCUGAAGGUCCAGGAGAUGAAUGGAGACGUGUCUCCGAUGGCCUACGAGGAGGAGCCCUCCGCCGAGGACAUCCAGAUGUUCGAGUCUGAGAAUGAACAGCUGUACAACGAGCUCAACACCAUCACUGAGGAGGUCAGACUCAUCGAGAGCAAGGUCGUACACAUUGCUGAACUCCAGGAGAUCUUCACUGAGAAGGUGCUCCAGCAGGACAGGGACCUCGAUAAACUCGUGACAACCGUUGUGGGAUCCACUGAGAAUGUCAAGGAUGCUAACGAACAGAUUCGACAGGCCAUCCAGAGGAAUGCCGGACUCAGAGUCUGGAUUCUAUUCUUUCUGCUCGUCAUGUCGUUUUCGUUGUUGUUUUUGGAUUGGUAUAAUCCUUGAGGAAGAUUGUUUUCUUGUAUUUUGUAGGGCGAGGGGAUGUUUUGUAAUUUAGGAUAAUAAAGAUACGUUUGUCUUUAA